AUGCAUGACCCUCUCAGGCCUCAGACUCCUCUGGAAGCACCAUUUCUGGUAUCCUCACAAAGUAUCGAGAGAGAGAGAGAGAGAGAGAGAGAGAGAGAGAGAGAGAGAGAGAGAGACUAUACAACCCCAGCAGAGCGUAGAGGCGUCAGACGGCCGCCAGAGCAUCCCGGUUACGCACUGCUCAGAGGCCUCAUCGACGGUUUGCAGCACCAGAAACAGCGGAAGGAGAAGUCAACACAGCCGGGCACACGGCCACAGCUACAGUCAGUAAUGGAGAGCCUGCUGGAUAAUCCAAUGAAAGCCGUUCUUUACCUGAAGGAGCUCACCACUAUCGUCCAGAACCAGCAAAGCCUGAUCCAGACGCAGCGCCAACGCAUCGACGAACUCGAGCGGAAGGUGGAGGACCUGAUAGGAGAGAACAGACAGUUGCGGGACCCUCAUCACUACGUCCAGCAGCCCGCUCAACACCUCCACCACCACCACCACCACCCGACUCACCGCAGCGCCAGCCCCCAGGCGCCCUCCCACCUCCAUCAGCACCCGGGGAGCAACAAAGCUGCGGCUCACCUCGGCCAGCAGGCGCAGCAGCAGCAGCAGCAGCAGCCGCCGCCGCCGCAGCAGCAGCAGAUUCCCGGUCUAUCCGCCCAGCCUCAGCAGCACCCGACCCCUCCUGCGCCGUCCUCCCACCACCCUCAGCAGCUGCAGCUCGUUCCCACCUCCCCUCAGUCGCCCAAAGCGAGCCAAACCAGCCCGGACUCCGCCGAGGAGGACAAGCGGAGCCCCUGCUGCAAGUCCCUGGUUCCGCAGACUCCCACCGCUCUCUGCCGCUCAGUUGGAUUGGCCAGGAAAGCGGACAACCAAACAGUGCUUCACCAGUUCUGCUGCCCCGCCCCAGAGGCCCCUGAGGGGGAGACCUCUACUGCCUGUGUCCCCAGCGAUGACCUUUCUCCAGACUCGUCUUUGGGGGAGGAAGGGAAGGGAGGAGAGGGGGAGCUGCAGAGUGAGGUCGAGUCACAACCACAGCCCCAGCAACAGCAGCAAGAGACUCAGCCACAGACUCAGCCACCACAGCCACAGCCCCAGUCGGAGCCCCGACCACAGACUCAACCACCCGAAACCAAACCUCAGCCAGAACCCGAACCGAAACCCCAGCCUGCGCUGGAGCCCGAGCCUCAGCCCGAGCCUCGGCCCGAGCCCGAGCCUCAGCCCCGAGUCGAGGCUCCGAGCGAGGGAGCGGCACAGGACGCCCCUAAAGCCCCUUCGCCUUGCAGGGAGGAGCAGGCAGGAGGGGAGCAAGAGAAGGAGAAGACGGAAGAAGUUGUGGAGACAAAGAGAAAGCAAGAGGGAGAGGAGGCACAGGCCGAGCGGCGUAAGGCCGAGGCAGCACAGGAGGAAGAGGAGGAGGAGGAAGGGGGAGGAGCAAAAGGAGGUGGGGCGGGGAGGAGAGCCAGCCUGCACCACACGGCCUCGCCCUUGAGGGUGCAGCGCAACGGCGCCGGCUCGCACUCCGCCACCUCCGACUAUGAGCUCUCGCUUGACCUCAAAAAUAAGCAGAUCGAAAUGUUAGAGCUCAAAUACGGUGGCCACCUCAUCUCCCGCCGUGCUGCCUGCAAGAUCCAGACUGCCUUCCGCCAGUACCAGCUCAGCAAGAACUUCGAGAAGAUCCGCAAUUCGCUACUUGAGAGCCGUCUUCCUCGACGCAUCUCCCUGCGCAAGGUCCGUGUGCAAAACACGGAAGGUUUUUCUGCUGAACGGGCCCUGGCAGAAGGCUGCAACUUGGCAGGCAUCCCAUUGGUGCGCUCACCAUCUCUGCCUGCCACAGUUGGUGGCAGCCUGACCGACCUGGAAGACUCAUUCACUGAACAGGUCCAGUCACUUGCAAAGUCCAUCGACGAUGCACUCAGCAACUGGAGCCUGAAGACCAUGUGCUCGCUGCAAGAAGGCGGCACCUAUCAGUUCAGCGCCGACUCCUUCAGUGCAGCGGCAGCGGCGGCGGCGGCAGCAGCAACAGGGGUAGGAGGUAGAGGAGAAGGAGGUGGUGUGGGAGACUCAACAAUUCCUCAAGGCCCAGUGGACCCAAGUGACCUCUCGAGAAGCGCAAGCAAGCUGAUGAUGGCGUUCCGAGAUGUGACGGUGCAGAUCGACAGCCAGAACUUCCGGGUUUCAUCCUCAGUCUUGGAGUCAUCCACUUCUGUCACCCUCGGCAGCUGUGCCCAGCAAGAAGGAGCAUACACCACCGUCCCAACCACUUCCACAACAACAAACUCCACUGGGGCCUCUAUUCCUUCUGUCCCCUCACAAGAUCCCCCUCCUCCUCCUGCAGAGGUCCCAGCUGAACCCAUCAAUCCCCCGCCUCCCCCACAAGAACCCCCACCACCCCCACAAGAACCCCCUCCGCCCCCAGAAUCAGAAAUAGAUGAAGACGAGCAAGAUGUUGAAUUCCCUGCUCCCCCUCCAAGUGAGGAAGAGCUGGGGGAAGAGGAGCAACCGCCCCUAACCCCUCUGGAUAAGAUGGCUGCCCCUCAAAGCCCAGAGGAGGUUGUGGUGGUGGCACCGCCGCCUACAGAACCCCCCCAGGCUCCUCCACCACAGGAGGCCGUACUGCUGGGGAGCUCGCCCGUGGUCGAGCCGCUGGAAGUCAAGAGGUGUGGCUCCGAGACAGCAGACAACAGCUCAGAGCAGAUGAGCAGCAGCAGCACGUCGACAGAGGCACGCUCCACAUCUGAAGCCUCGUCCAAGGAAGCACUGCAGGCCAUGAUCCUCAGCCUACCACGCUACCACUGUGAGAACCCCGCGAGCUGUAAAUCGCCCACGCUGUCCACUGACGUCAUGCGAAAACGCCUCUACCGCAUUGGCCUCAACCUCUUCAAUGUAAACCCUGACAAGGGCCUUCAGUUCCUGAUCUCUCGAGGCUUCAUCCCAGACACGCCCAUCGGCGUGGCUCACUUCCUGCUACAGAGGAAAGGCCUGAGCCGACAGAUGAUAGGAGAGUUCCUCGGCAACAGCAAGAAGCCCUUCAACAGAGAUGUCCUAGAUUGCGUGGUGGAUGAGAUGGACUUCUCCGGCAUGGAGCUGGACGAAGCUCUGAGGAAGUUUCAGGCCCACAUUCGUGUCCAGGGAGAAGCCCAGAAGGUGGAGCGUCUUAUCGAGGCCUUCAGUCAGCGCUACUGCAUGUGUAACCCCGACGUGGUGCAGCAGUUUCACAACCCAGACACCAUCUUCAUCCUGGCCUUCGCCAUCAUUCUGCUCAACACCGACAUGUACAGUCCAAACAUCAAGCCCGACCGCAAGAUGUUAUUGGAGGACUUCAUACGCAAUCUUAGAGGUGUGGAUGAUGGAGCAGACAUCCCCAGAGACAUGGUGGUGGGAAUCUAUGAAAGAAUACAACAGAGGGAAUUGCGCUCCAACGAAGACCACGUCACCUACGUCUCUAAGGUUGAGCAGUCCAUCGUAGGCAUGAAAACAGUUCUUUCCGUCCCUCACAGAAGACUGGUGUGCUGCAGUCGGCUUUUUGAGGUGACAGACGUCAACAAGGCCCAGAAACAGGCGGCACACCAGAGAGAAGUCUUCCUCUUCAAUGAUCUCAUUGUGAUCUUGAAACUUUGUCCAAAGAAGAAGAGUUCUGCAGCCUACACUUUCUGCAAAGCCAUGGGCCUGCUUGGCAUGCAGUUUCACCUGUUUGAAAAUGAAUACUACCCUCACGGCAUCACCAUCCUCUCACCUUUUGGCUCAGACAAGAAGCAGGUACUUAACUUCUGCGCCCAGAGUGCUGAGGAGCUGCUCAAGUUUCUAGAAGACCUGAAGGAAUCAAUCGCGGAGGUGUCAGAGAUGGAGCAGAUACGCAUCGAGUGGGAGCUGGAAAAGCAGCAGGGAGCCAAGACUCACUCAGUAAAGAACAACGGCACACAGCUCGAGCUGCGCAGCAAACAGGGCUCCCCAUCAGGAAACCAAGAGAUAGAUGACAGAAGUGGACACAAUGCAGUAGAGGUGUCAAUUCACAACAGGCUUCAGACGUACCAGCUCAGCAGCAGCACGGCUCGGAGUCCCGAGAGCGUGGCCCUUCUUAACCAUCGGGGGGAGCUGCUUUUCCAGCAGGGGCCCCAGGGGCUAACCCAGGGGCCGGCGCCUCCACCUCAGCACCCGCAGCUGCAGUCAGCGGCAAGCACCCCUGCCCACCACCUCCACCUCCAGCAGCACCACCAGCCCGCUGUCAGCAUGGCUGAUCUGCGGCCCGAGACACUCAUCCAGUGUCAGCAGAUCGUCAAGGUCAUCAUGCUCGACAACAGCGGCCACGGACGCAUGGAGGCCUUCCUCAGCCAAACGCCCACACACCACCACUACCAGCACCACCACCACAGCCACCACCAGCUCAGUCAGUCGGCCAUGUCCACCCCCGUCCGCUCGCCGGACGGCUCCCAUGGCAACGACGGCCACCAGCCCCCGCUGCCUCCUCCACCUCCGCCUUACAACCACCCGCACCAGUAUAUACCCCCCGACCCCCGCCUCAGUCUACACCGGACCCCAAGUGGCUCUCGAAGCAUGGUGUAA
Chelmon rostratus (copperband butterflyfish) is the source of this 4548-nucleotide messenger RNA. RefSeq names its product IQ motif and Sec7 domain ArfGEF 3a (gene iqsec3a). Gene Ontology annotation, molecular function: guanyl-nucleotide exchange factor activity; protein binding. The coding region runs from base 1 to 4548 and encodes 1515 amino acids. The transcript is spliced from 15 exons. Gene Ontology annotation, biological process: regulation of ARF protein signal transduction; actin cytoskeleton organization. Lineage: Eukaryota; Metazoa; Chordata; Actinopteri; Chaetodontiformes; Chaetodontidae. The record is from RefSeq and is a predicted model, not a curated record.